Messenger RNA from Staurois parvus, 1677 nucleotides. NCBI's taxonomy places the organism in Eukaryota, Metazoa, Chordata, Amphibia, Anura, Ranidae. The record is from the annotation of a GenBank genome assembly.
AUGGUCUGUUCUUUUCUCUCCCAUAUCUCAGUCAGUUGGCGGAUGAAGACUGGUUCAAGGAUGUGGCAUGAAGCUCGUAAACACGAGCGGAAGCUUCGGGGGAUGAUGGUGGAUUAUAAGAAGCGGGCAGAACGUCGGCGGGAAUACUAUGAGAAAAUUAAAAAGGAUCCUGCUCAGUUCCUUCAAGUACAUGGGAGAUCAUGUAAGAUCCAUCUGGAUUCUGCUGUGGCUUUGGCAGCAGAGAGCCCCGUUAACAUGAUGCCAUGGCAAGGCGAUCCUAACAACAUGAUUGACCGCUUUGAUGUCCGAGCCCACCUUGACUACAUUCCAGAAUAUAAACCCCCUCUUCUUACAACCAUUUCACCUGAGCAAGAUGCUGAUGACAGAAAGUGUAAUUAUGAGCGAUAUCGAGGCUUGGUUCAGAAUGACUUUGCUGGAAUUUCUGAAGAGCAGUGUUUAUACCAGAUCUAUAUUGAUGAGCUUUAUGGUGGUCUACAGAGACCUGGAGAAGAUGAAAAGAAAAAGCUAUCAGAAAAGAAGGCCACAAUCGGUUAUACUUAUGAAGACAGCACUGUUGCUGAAUUAGGGGGAUCUCCGGAUAAAGGGGAUGAGGAGGAUUCUGAUGAUGAGAGUAAAUCUGAUGAAGAUGAAGUAAUCCCUGACAUAGAUGUGGAGGUGGAUGUGGAUGAGGUCACCGAAGAACAGGUUGCUGAUCUGAACAGGCAAGCAACAACUUAUGGAAUGGCUGAAGGGGAUUUUGUCCGAAUGCUACGUAAAGACAAAGAGGAAUCUGAAGCAAUAAAAACAUGCUAAGGCACUGGAAGAAGAGAAGGCCAUGUAUUCUGGACGCCGUUCCCGUCGCCAGAGGAGAGAGUUCAGAGAAAAACGACUAAAAGGAAGAAAGAUUAGUCCACCAAGUUACGCCCGGCGAGACAGUCCAACAUAUGAUCCUUAUAGAAGGUCCCAGUCAGAGUCUUCCUCUGGUUCACGUUCUCAUACACCAAGCCCCGGACGAGAGGAAGCCAUCACUUUCAUAACCAGCUUUGGAGGCAGUGAAGAUGAGUCGGCAUCUGGUCAUGCAAACCAAAGUUCUGCAGGAACUGGCAGCAAAAGGGCCCCACAUUCACAGGCCUCUGGGACUUCUUCAGGUCGUAAAGAGGCCUCCCGACGGAGGCCUUCUUCAUCUUCAUCAUCUUCUUCUUCCUCCUCAAGAUCCAGAACAUCUUCCAGGUCUCGGUCCAGCUCUAAAUCUAGAAGAGACAAUCGGAGGCGUAGGUCAAAUUCACGUUCCCGCUCAAGGCGGUAUUCUCGCAGUCCUGUAAGACGAUACUCCAGCGGAGGAGGGGCAGAGACAGCAGAAGAUAUUCCAGAUCAAGGUCACCUGACCGCGAUAGACAUUAUGGAGGAAGGCGUCGCUCCCGAAGUCGCUCUCGGUCAACUGACCGUCAUGGGCGUGGUGGAAGGAGCAGUGGGCGCCAACAUGGAAGUAACCAAAGUAGUAUCUCUAGGAGUCCUUCUCCAAAUCGAGAAAAAGUGUCUGGAAAGAAGGUAUCCCCAGCUGUGGUGGAGCGCUUGAAAAGACCUGAGCUUGCUGUUAGCAAAGAGAGCGGAACAGCCAAAGUCAGCCAAGUUAACACCACAGGAGAAGCUAAAACUCCGUAUGCAGAAAGCACUUAA